Molecule: messenger RNA, 3129 nt
Organism: Anthonomus grandis grandis
Lineage: Eukaryota; Metazoa; Arthropoda; Insecta; Coleoptera; Curculionidae
Product: membrane-associated guanylate kinase, WW and PDZ domain-containing protein 1
Exons: 4
Coding region: 547-2946 (799 amino acids)
Biological process (GO): signal transduction
Cellular component (GO): cytoplasm
Molecular function (GO): protein binding
Source: RefSeq, a predicted model, not a curated record
GCCGGCUUAUAUAUAUUGUAUCGUAUUGUGUUAACGGGGCAUUGCUAAUCGUCAAAAUCAUUUGAAAAAUGGGUGAAAUGAUCCCUGUCCCUGACCUCAGUCCUUCAACUCCUUGUUUAUUUGUAUUUUGUUUUUAGCUGUGGUAGUGGUAUAGAUGGAUUAUAGUGCAGCUGUGUAAAAACUUUUGUGAGUUGUAGUGGUGAAAUUUCAGUUUUUAUGUUUAUUAUGUUUAAAACUCCGUCAAACCUUUAACAGAAUUGGCAUCUAUUUUAAGAGAACUAGAUAAUUUGGCUAAAAUUAAAAUUGUUUAUACUAGAUGUCUGUAAACAGAUGAGCACAAUGUUUCUUGAAUUACCAAAGGCAAAAAGUUUAUAGUUUAAAGUAUCUGUAUGUGAAAAUAUAAAUUAUACCCCAAAAAUGCAUUGCUGCAGGCAAGAUUUGCAACAAAAUAUGCCCAGACCAAGCCAUUGUAUUUUAACAUAACUUGCUUGCAACAAAGUAUCAAUGACUUAUUUGAAGAAUUAACCCAGAUGAAAAUAUUGUGAAAUGAGUCACACCAGUGAGUCAAAUCUCUCAAAUCCUUUAUCACAACCUCUUAGGGUUGAAACUGGUCAUGCUGGGGUGAGUGCAGAUGAAACCAAUUAUUUUGAAGAAAAGGACAGUUUUAAUCAUGCUAAUGGGAGCAAUGACAAUGAUUCUCUUGGUCCCUUACCACCAAAAUGGGAAAAAGCUUUUACUGAAAGUGGGGAGGCAUAUUUUAUAGAUCACUCUACUGGAACAUCACAUUGGCUUGACCCCAGAUUAUCAAAAUUUCAAAAAAAGACCCUUGAAGAUUGUUUGGACGAUGAGCUUCCUUAUGGGUGGGAAAAAAUAAGUGAUCCUCACUAUGGAACCUAUUUUAUUGAUCAUGUAAAUAGAAGAACGCAAUAUGAAAAUCCUGUCAUCCAGGCAAAAAGAGCAGCUACCCAGACUUUAACGAGAGAAAGUAGAGCCUUCUUUACUAAAGAUCCCUCAGAGCUUUAUGGCCAGAGAAUACGGACUUCUUUGGUAAAAUCUUCUAGAGGAUUAGGAUUUACUAUAAUAGGAGGAGAUGAUGGGAUUGAAGAAUUUUUGCAAAUUAAGUCUGUGGUUCCCAAAGGGCCUGCAUGGUUGGAUGGUCAUCUUCAAACAGGGGAUGUUAUCGUUUUUGUAAAUGAUAGUUGUGUUCUUGGUUACACUCAUAACCAAAUAGUUAGAUUGUUUCAAUCAAUUAGUGUAGGAUCUACUGUUCAGCUGGAAGUUUGCAGGGGAUAUUCUUUGCCUUUUGAUCCAAAUGAUCCAAAUACAGAGGUAGUUACAACUAUUGCUGUUGAUUCUCAAUUGCAACCAAGUAUUGAUAAAAGGUUAUUAGAUUCCAACUAUAAUUUUCUGGAUGGAGAAGACAGCAUUUCCAGAGGCGAUGAGACUGUUGAUUCGUGUGAUGAUAUUGAUGAUUUAAUCAAAGGUAUUAGUACCAUGAAUGUGGAAAGGGUAGAAGUUAAAGUUCGCAUUAUAAAAGGAAAUCUUGGUUUUGGUUUUACAAUAGCUGAUAGUGCAUGUGGACAAAGAGUGAAAAAAAUUUUGGACCGUCAAAGAUGCAAAAACCUAAUAGAAGGAGAUAUUUUAUUAGCAAUUAACGAUAUAUCCUUGGAGAAUAUGUCCCAUGAUGAUGUGGUACAAGUAUUAAAAAAUUGUCCAUACAAUAGUGAAGCUAAUAUUCAUGUUCAAAGGGGUGAUCCAUCUAAACCAUCGAAUAUACGAAAUAAGGCUCGAAAAUUAGAUACUAAAUUUAAUCCCAAAGAUGUUUCAAUUCCGUUUAGAAGUAAAACGCCAACUGCUGAUAUUUAUAGUAUACAAACUAGAGAAGUGCUUCCAAGUAGACCGAAAACACCACUUAUAGAUACAAGAUGUUUGUCCAAAACCCCAGUAAUGGAUAUCAAUUCGAAUUCCAACGAUGUUCUUCGUGGGGAUUUUCAGACUGAUAGUUAUUCCGUUGAGAGAUCAAGACUGCGCUCAUCACUAAACGAAAACCCCGAAGAUGAUGAUUUAGAUCCCGAUCUUUUUGACCCUAACCAAAGCAAACCGUCAUACGAUUAUCAUCUACCUGUAGGAUCAAAAUACAAUAGUAGUCUUCCGCCGCCUCACCGAUACGAUUGUGCAUGCGCAUUUUGUGCAGCUGCUGCCACGCAGCCGAACUUAUUGGAGAGUAAUAAUUUUAUGCAUCCGAACACUAAGAAAGAUAACCAGUGGUGGUAUCCUGAAAAUGGUAAAACCGAGUACGUAACAACAAAUAUUGUACUUAACCGCCACGAAAAUGGAUUUGGGUUUAGAAUCGUUGGCGGGAUAGAAGACAAAUCUCAGGUGGCAGUUGGACAGAUUGUACCAGGUGGGGCAGCUGACUUAGAUGGCCGGAUGCAAACUGGAGAUGAAAUUGUAAGUGCUGAAGGAUUCUCUGUUUUAAAAGCUGAACACAGGCAAGUUGUUCAGCUAAUAAACGCGGCUGCUGUGAAGGGCCAAGUGAACCUGGUUUUGAGACGAAAAGUUUUCGUGCCUAACAACGCUCCACCUUUACUUAAUUAUUCAAUGGGUUGGCCAGAAAAUUCUCCACCCGCAUUGCCUUUAAGUCAAUCAGCACCUUCGAUUCCUAGUCCUCAUCCAUCACCUACUUAUGACGUUACCGUGCAGCGAAAUGAGUCUGAAGGUUUUGGUUUUGUUAUUAUAUCGUCCGUGAAUAAAAUUGGAUCUACGAUAGGUCGCUUAAUAGAAGAUAGUCCAGCAGAAAGAAGUGGAAGAUUAAGAGUUGGAGACUAUAUAGUCGCCGUGAACCAUAUAGAUAUAAUGCAUUUAAGUCAUGGAGAUAUUGUAAAUUUGAUAAAAGAAUCUGGCUUAUCAGUAACAUUAACGAUUGCGCCUAAUCCGGAGUCGUGAUUUAUGUAGAUGACUGGUCUUAAGGGCUACUUGGAGAAAAUUAUCUAAUAAUAAAAUAAACGAAAAGCAGUUUAAUCUGAUAAGUAGUGUUAAUUUUUAGUAAUGUAAAUAAGCAGUAUUUGUGAUAGUGUACGUACGAAUAACGGCUACUGUAUGUAUAUUAAAUUGUUUAUUGAUUUAACA